Messenger RNA from Prunus armeniaca (apricot), 609 nucleotides. Lineage: Eukaryota; Viridiplantae; Streptophyta; Magnoliopsida; Rosales; Rosaceae. The record is from the annotation of a GenBank genome assembly.
AUGGAUGCUUGCACUUUCGAGGAACCAUCUGCAAAUGAAAUGGCCUAUGGAAAUUGGACCAGGGCCAAAAUUGUUAGAGAAUUUUAUGAUUCUAAGCCACCAACCAACACACCUGGAGUAAGAAGGAGAGCUGCCACAGUCCGACAACACCGUGGGGAAGGGGAAGAAGAGCGUGGGCCUCACACAACAAGUGAGGGGGUGGACACGAGAUCUCUGAUGAGCCAAAGCCAGCCUGGAAUAUGUGAUUUGACAAGCAGGCAGCUCGAGCGCAGUCGAACGUUAGAGAGCAGGCAUAGCCAUUCAACUUUUCAGAAUUUGGGCCUAAAGCGAAACCCAGAGGACGAGCGAGCCAGUAAGUUGGAGUCUCUGGGAAAAAAACAGAAGCAUGAUCACGUGCCUCUCUUAAACAUUGAGGAGGCUGAAACUGAAACCUUAUCAAAUGAGGCUACAACUGGGAAAGGUCUGGCGGUGGCUGAAGGGUCACAAAAGAGGAGGAUAGUGAAGGCUAGGAAAACCACAUAUAAGGAAAGUAUCAAGCCUGAGAAUGUAAGAAGCAGAGCUCAUGCUUUGUUUGAUAAUGCAAAUCUCAUUGAGGUCAAUGUCGCUUAA